GCUCGGCUGUGCAGGUCUUGCUCUGCCUGCGUAAUGCGGAUUUUCGAGUUCAACGAUCUUAAAGAUACACGAUGGAACUAACGAAGUAAUACCGGUAAUAAUAAUGUUACUACCGGAUAUUAAGCAAAGUCAUAUGACCCCCGAGCCACGGAAUGCCGAGGGAAGAUUUUCUCAUAUAUAGUGACUUAUGAAGAAUUUCAGUGACCAUCCAUGCCAGCCCUCACUAAUAUCUAACAAAAACCGGAAGGUGAAUUGGGGAGUUUCUCAUCUUGACACAAUGGAGGAUAUCAGAAUCAGCAUUGUUAAUGAUCGAGUGCCAGGUACCAAGAGAGCCCGAGAUCAAACAGAAGCACAAUCACCUUGCCCCAAGAGAUGUCGCAAUGUGUUUAUAUGUAGUACUCCAUGCUCUGCUUCAUAUUCACAAGCAGAGGGCAAUCUGAAGAACUGCCUGUUACUGAGCCCAACCUCAGCAGAGCUGACCGAUGAAUUAGAUGAUUCUCUGCUGGAACCAUCUGGUGAAGAGGGGGAUUCCCCUUUGCAUUUAACCCAAGAACAAAUUGACGAGUUAUUAGAAGAUGAUGGAUGCUAUGCUGCUGAGUCUUCCACUUUAGACAGCACGGCUGAAGUACAAGGUAACUUAGUUUCACAGCAUAUCCAGUCACCGGGUCUGCAAACAACAGUCUCCAAUGCAAUAGCGUUAUCGCCACUCUACUCCUCUAUUUCUGCUGAGGAACUGGAUGACACACUAGGAGAGAGUGACACAAGCAUUUGCACAUUAAGGGCCCUGUCUGUAUGUAAGUCAGAGCAGGACAGUACUCUUAACUGUGGAUCUGGAGAGACUUCCACAACUUGUUGGAUUCCAGCAGUGUCUGGUUCAAGGACAGAUCUUUCACCUCCAUCUCACAACACACCAGACAUACACAUUACUAGCACAAAGUGUUCAGACUUAGAGAAUGUUGACAAGUGGAGUGAGGGUUCUGACUUGCCAUUUGACUGUGACAUAGACGAUAUUCUGUUGCUUAGUCCUAAAAUAACUGACUCAGAGGAGGACAGCAUUUCUAAUGGAGUUUCCACGCCUGUCACUGUGCCCAUUAACUCUACUCUAAAUAUAUUGUUGCAACCUGUAGCUAUCCAAAAGUCUCCCACCUUACCAGAAUGCACAUUACCCCCAUCUGUUUCUAACCACAUGCCUCCAGAUUCAUUUGAACUCUCCACACCUUCUUCAGUUAUUUGUCCUAGACCCCAUCUGAAUACUGCUCCAGAAAGCUCAGACAUAGCAAAGCAGGAAAAGGAACCCACUACGGCUGUCUCAGAGUCAUCAGAUAAAAAAGGAGGAGGUUCCAGCGUACCCCUUACCUGCAAAACAUCUUCACAGAAAUCAAAGAAGCAGCUCCCACCACAGAUGGUGGCACCAGUGUGGUGCAAUAAAACAAGCCCAACUUUCGCUCAGGGAAAGAAAUUAGGAACAGUUACACCAUUGCCAAGACCAGUAUCAAGGGUUUCAUUUUCAUCAUAUGACCUGGUAGAAAAGAAAAACCAGUACAUUAAUCGGGUUAUGAUGCAUCUUGAUGGGCCUAAUACUUCAGAAGAUCCACAUUACCAGCUGGCUUCAUUGCUAAAUCAGAUCAGCAGAGAAAAUCCAAACUGGCAGCACCCAGCUGACUUCACAAGAAGAAACCAUCCUCGAUACAGAAGGAAGGAAUUUGGACGUUGUAGCCUACAUGAGUGGGUGACUAUGAAUGGAGGGCCUAAUCAACGAUUCAAGGGUUUGCCACACACAUUCCAAAGGAGCCCAGUUCCUGAAGAGAGUCCCUUUGAGCCCUUGUAAUAUUGGACUUGCAGGCUCAUUUUUUGAACAUUGACUCUACAUUCUGGUUUACAUUGGUUUAUUACACUGUAUUGCUUUUAUUGACCCUAACAAGGGAUUUUAUUUCUGUUAUGGAAACUGUCCUGGAUCGGUUAGUUCCAUUGUUAUAAUAAAUGUGAAGUUUCACAA
Messenger RNA from Bombina bombina (fire-bellied toad), 1996 nucleotides. It is a transcript of the gene S100PBP, whose product is annotated as S100P binding protein. Lineage: Eukaryota; Metazoa; Chordata; Amphibia; Anura; Bombinatoridae. The record is from RefSeq and is a predicted model, not a curated record. Bases 188 to 1828 code for a protein of 546 amino acids. Gene Ontology annotation, molecular function: calcium-dependent protein binding. Gene Ontology annotation, cellular component: nucleus; cytosol. The transcript has 6 exons.